AUGACGCUUCGCUGGCAGCAAGGCCAGUUCAUUGGAGGUGGUACUUUCGGCUCCGUUUACGUUGCUAUCAAUCUUGAUAGCAAUUAUUUGAUGGCAGUCAAGGAGAUUCGCCUGCAAGAUCCCCAGUUGAUCCCCAAGAUCGCCCAACAAAUCCGAGAUGAAAUGGGCGUCCUCGAAGUGUUAGAUCAUCCUAACAUCGUGUCGUAUCACGGUAUUGAAGUCCAUCGCGAUAAGGUCUAUAUUUUCAUGGAGUACUGCUCCGGUGGAUCGCUCGCGAGUCUGCUCGAACAUGGUCGCAUCGAAGACGAAACUGUGAUCAUGGUCUACGCACUCCAGCUUCUGGAAGGUCUCACCUAUCUUCACCAGGCCAGCAUCGUGCACCGAGACAUCAAACCCGAGAACAUCCUGCUUGAUCAUAACGGCAUCAUCAAGUACGUGGAUUUUGGUGCGGCGAAGAUCAUCGCUCGAUCAGGGCGCACUGUCGCCCCAGGAGAUGCCCCACCCGGCUCUGUUGGAAAAGAACCCGUCGGCAACCAACGAGGCAAAAACCAGAAGACCACCACGGGUACCCCGAUGUACAUGUCGCCCGAAGUUAUCCGUGGUGAUACUUCCGACCUUGUCGACCGUCAAGGCGCCGUCGAUAUUUGGUCCCUUGGCUGUGUGAUUCUGGAAAUGGCCACUGGCCGUCGGCCAUGGUCUACACUCGAUAAUGAGUGGGCAAUCAUGUACAACAUUGCCCAAGGCAACCAGCCUGUGCUUCCUACACGCGACCAGCUCAGCGAUAUGGGAAUUGAUUUCCUGGCUCGUUGCUUCGAGUGUGAUCCUCUCCGACGUCCGACCGCCGCCGAGCUCCUUCAGCACGAAUGGAUUGUUUCUAUUCGUCAACAGGUGGUCGUGGAGCCUCCAACCCCUGGCAGCGAUGUUGGCAGCAGCUACAGCAGCUCGGGCUCCACUUCUCGCCAGAACUCAGCAUACCUUUGA
This is a messenger RNA of Penicillium chermesinum, 981 nucleotides long. RefSeq names its product mitogen-activated protein kinase kinase kinase. Gene Ontology annotation, biological process: protein phosphorylation. Gene Ontology annotation, molecular function: protein kinase activity; ATP binding. The transcript has a single exon. Lineage: Eukaryota; Fungi; Ascomycota; Eurotiomycetes; Eurotiales; Aspergillaceae. The record is from RefSeq and is a predicted model, not a curated record. Bases 1 to 981 code for a protein of 326 amino acids.